Effrenium voratum is the source of this 1552-nucleotide messenger RNA. The record is from the annotation of a GenBank genome assembly. Lineage: Eukaryota; Dinophyceae; Suessiales; Symbiodiniaceae.
AGUUUUCUUGUAAACGCUUGCUCCACUGCUAGAGGUGCUUCCUUUUGCAUGGGGUGUGUCUUUGCCUGUCGCAAUGGCAUGCGUUCGCCUGCCCAGCGGUCGUGAGGUAAUGUCAGCCCAGGAAUUCACUGAGUGGGAAGAGAAUCACGAGCUCAGGGGUACAGAAUUCCACGAUGCCUUGAGACGGGAAGUGUCCAAGCGCAUGCAGAUCAGCAAUUUCAGACAGCUGAGCUUGGUCUGCGGAGACCAGAUUCUAGGUCCCAGCCGUCCGGAGGAACCCUUGCUGGCCGUGGUGCGCCCUUACGUGGCUCGCAUGAAAGCGGAGCUAUUCUCCGCGAUCCGAAAAAAUGCCCUCCGGGACAUGGUGCAGCUUCUGGAGCAGCCUUGUGACCCCAACACCACGCUGACAGAUGGAGAAUCUCUCCUUCACAGUGCUGGCCGUUAUGGUGACCGCACGGCAGUGGCGCGUUUGUUGUUGGAAGCCGGUGCCGACCAGGAUAAGGCGGACAAGGCUGGGGACACGCCUUUGCACGUCGCUGCUCACUUCGGCCACAUGGAAGUUGUCCGUUGCUUGCUGGAAGCUGGUGCUGACAAGGACAAGGAAAACAAUAAGGGAUGGACGCCUAUGCAUAUUGCAGUAUGUCAAGGUCAUUUGGGAGUCAUUCGCCGUUUGCUGGAGGCUGGUGCUGACAAGGAGAAAAGUGACAAGGUUGGUCAGACACCAUUGCACAAUGCUUCUUUGAAGGGCCAAUUGGAAGUUGUUGAGUGCUUGCUAGAAGCUGGUGCCGUCAAGAGCAAGACAAACAAUGUUGGUCGGACCCCCCUACAUCUUGCUGCUCUCGCCGGUCAUUUGGAAGUCGUUGGCUGCUUGCUGGAAGCUGGUGCCGAGAAGGAGAAAAGCGACAAGGAUGGCUCUAUACCAAUACAUCUUGCUGCUGAGUAUGGCUUUUUGGACGUGGUGCGUUGCUUGCACGCUGGCACCGACAUGGACAGGGGCCGCGAGCCACAUGGUCGGACGCCCCUACAUCUCGCGGCUCUGCAUGAGCGGUUGGAGGUUCUGCAAUAUCUACUGCAAGCUGGUGCUGGUAAGGACGUGGAAGACACGAGAAUGGCUUUACCCCGCUGCAUCUCGGUGCACAGCGCGGGCAUUUGGAGGUGGUGCAGUGCUUGCUGACGGCGAAAGCUGACAAGGACAAAGGCGACCAGCAGGGGGCGACGCCCAUGCAUUCGGCUGCCCUGAGUGGCCAUUCUGAAGUCGUUUGCUGCUUGCUGGAUGAUGCCGGAGCCGACAAGAACCGGAGCAACCGGGUCGGUCGGAGCCCCAUGCACCUCGCUGCCGCGAAUCUCCAUCUCGAAGUGGUGCGUUGUUUGCUGGAGGCCGGCGCUGACCAGGACCAGCGCGACAAGGAUGGCGUGACGCCCAGGCAUCUUCUCGCCAGCUUCGAGGAAGACUAGUUUCAUCCUUAAGCCUCGGAGAUUGAGAGGCGUCCAGCGGUGAGCGCAAAGCCCUCUGAGAGCCCAGGAGCCGAAGAGGGGUGAGAGCAAAGUGCAA